AUGCUGCGGCAGUCCGAGCCAACCUCCAGCACCCUGCAGCUGGUUGCUAACGAUAUGUCCGGCAUCAUGGAGAAGCUGGACACCCGUGAGCUCGACCUGGGAGACGGAGAGUACGACACAACCGACGCCAGCGCCGCAGCGGAGCGUUUGUCUUUCAUGGCGAUCUACAACACCGUGGGCUUCAAGGAGCCCACCGCCAAGGUCUUCCUGUCUUCACCGAUCACCGCCAAGAUCCUGGAGGUGGAGCGGUUCACCUCGGCGCAAGACCGCUUCAACAUCACCACGCAGAGGAGCGUCAAUAAGUCGAUGCCGGCAGUGUUUCAUAUCGAGUUGAAACACGGGGAGUUCACGUGGCUGGUGAAGAGGAAGGAGAAACACUUCAUGGAUCUCCACAAAGAGCUGAGGACGUACAAAACCUUCAUGAGGCUGCCACUGCCCACCCGCAGUCACACUGUGAAGAGACAUUCGGCGACGAGGAGCGAAGCGAGGCAGAUGCCGAACCUCCCCAAAGGAGGAGGAGAUGAACUGGGCAGAGAGGAGCAAGUUUCCAGUCGCAGGAAACAACUGGAAGAUUACUUGAAUAACCUGCUGAAGAUGCCGAUGUACAGGAACUACCACGCAACGAUGGAGUUCAUUGAUGUUAGCCAGAUGUCCUUCAUCCACGAUCUGGGACCAAAAGGCUUAGAAGGAAUGGUGCAGAAGCGAUCCGGCGGCCAUCGGAUCCCCGGGAUAAACUGCUGCGGUCGCAGUAAAAUGUGCUACCGCUGGUCCAAACGCUGGCUGGUGGUGAAGGACUCCUUCCUGCUGUACAUGAAGCCGGACUCGGGUGCCAUCUCCUUCGUGAUGUUGGUGGACAAGGAGUUCGGCAUCCAGAUGGACUCCAAAGACACGGAGACCAGACACGGCGUCCGCAUCAACAACCUGUCCAGGUCCCUGGUGCUGAAGUGCUCCACCUACAGACAGGCCCGGUGGUGGGGUCAGGCCAUCGAAGGCUUCGUCCAGAAGCACGGCUCGGCCUUCCUCACCGAACACCGCUUCGGUUCCUUCGCCAGAGAGGAGCUGAACAUUCCUGCCAAAUGGUAUGUCAAUGGGAAAACAUACAUGGAGGACGUGGCCGAUGCUCUUGAAGAAGCCAAAGAGGAAAUAUUCAUCACAGACUGGUGGUUAAGUCCAGAGAUCUUCCUGAAGAGGCCGGUUGUCGAGGGUAACCGCUGGCGUCUGGACUGCAUCCUGAAACGCAAAGCGCAACAAGGAGUGCGGAUCUUUGUGAUGCUGUACAAAGAGGUGGAGUUAGCUCUGGGCAUCAACUCAGGAUACAGCAAGAGGACGCUGCUGCACCUCCACCCCAACAUCAAGGUGAUGCGCCACCCAGACCACGUCUCCUCCGCCGUCUACCUGUGGGCGCAUCACGAGAAGAUCAUCGUCGUCGACCAAUCGGUGGCCUUCGUCGGUGGGAUUGACCUGGCGUACGGCCGCUGGGACGACAGGGAGCACCGGCUGACGGACAUCGGGAGUGUGACACGCUCACACUUGGAGCAGGGCAACGCCGCCUCCGCGAGCGCGUCCGCCUCGGCCAACGGCAGCGGCGCCGUUUCCCAGGGCAACGGGAAGGGAAUUUUUACAGUGACGGACUCGGUGGACCAGCCCAAGCUGAAAGGUCAGGGGAGGAUGAAGAGGACGAGGUUCAGCAUCAGGAGACAGCUGCAGAAACACGGACUGGCCCACGCCGACAGCGACAGCGACUUGGAGAACGAAGAGAGAAGCGGCUCGGUGCGUAGUCUGCACACAGGAGUCGGGGAGUUGUUCGGAAACACUCGCUUCUGGCACGGCAAAGACUACUGCAACUUUGUGCACAAGGACUGGAUUCAGCUGGACAAACCGUUCGAUGAUUUCAUUGACAGACACACAACUCCCAGAAUGCCUUGGCACGACAUCGCCUCAGUGGUUCAUGGGAAAGCAGCUCGAGAUGUGGCGAGACACUUCAUCCAGCGGUGGAACUUCACCAAGCUCGUGAAGCCAAAGUACCGUUCUCUGACGUACCCGUGUCUGCUGCCCAAGUCUCACACCACCGCCGGAGAGCAGCGAUAUCAAGUCCCCGACUGCAUCCCCGCCAAAGUGCAGAUCCUUCGCUCAGCCUCUGACUGGUCCGCUGGCAUCAAAAACCACGAGGAGUCCAUCCACAACGCCUACGUCCACGCCAUCGAGAACAGCCAGCACUUCAUCUACAUAGAGAAUCAGUUCUUCAUCAGCUGUGCAGACAACAGACACGUUUUCAACAAGAUAGGAGACGCUAUUGCUGAGCGCAUAAUCAGAGCAUAUAGGGAGGGUAAAAGGUACCGAGUGUACGUGGUGACGCCUCUGCUGCCGGGCUUCGAAGGAGACAUCAACACCGGAGGGGGCAGCGCCAUCCAGGCUGUCAUGCACUUCAACUACAGGACCAUGAACAGAGGAGACCACUCCAUCAUCUCCCAGCUCAAGAGAGAGAUGGGAGACCAGUGGAUGAACUACAUCUCCAUCGCUGGUUUGAGGACUCACGCUGAGCUGGAGGGGAAGCUGGUCACCGAGCUCAUCUACGUCCACAGCAAGAUGCUCAUCGCCGACGACAACACCGUCAUAAUCGGUUCUGCCAACAUCAACGACCGAAGCAUGCUGGGAAAGAGGGACAGCGAGGUGGCGGUGAUCGUGGAGGACUCGGAGACGGUGACGGCGGUGAUGGACGGGCAGGAGUAUCAAGCUGGAAAAUACGCCCUGCAGCUCCGCCUCGAGUGUUUCAAAACCAUUUUAGGCGCUCACACGGAUCCCUCCAUCGACGUGUCGGAUCCCGUCAGCGAUCAGUUCUACAAGGAGGUCUGGAUGGCAACCUGCGCCCGCAAUGCUACCAUUUACCAGAGGGUUUUCCGUUGUCUGCCGUCCAGCGACGUCCGUAACAUCUUGGAGCUGGAGGGUUACCUGGCCAAGCCAGGCCUGGACAAGGAGGAUCCGGCCCGGGCUCUCGAGGAGCUGAAGAAGAUCCGUGGUUUCCUGGUCCAGUUUCCUCUUCAGUUCCUGAGCGAGCAGAACCUCCUUCCUCCAAUCGGCUCCAAGGAGGCCAUGGUGCCCAUGGAGGUCUGGACCUGAGGCAGAGGGACUCAGCUGUGCUGUUCAUGUGUUCACGCACAGCUUACGGAAGGCUCAGGUCGAUAAAAACCACUCUGCUGCCAUUUUGGAGAAAGAGCGGCUGCACGGUCUUUUUAAAAUCAUGGCUAAAAAAAAAAUAAAAAAUGCUACUGCUUGUUUACUUUGGCCAAAGAAGGGGAAUAAUAAUUAAAUCACAUUUUUUAGUGCACAAACAUCCUCAUCAGUCCCUGCCACAGCCACAACAACAUUAAUAAUAUGCAAAUAUCUGACCAACCAAAUGGUUGGGAGCCGUCGAUGUACCGGAUUCUUAAACUAAAAGUAGCUCCGCAAUCGGUUGUUUGGGUUAUGAUAACUCGGUACUCGAUCAAACGAAGCCUCCAACACAUUUAGAAGAGAAAACAAAACAGCCAGAUAAUUCCCCAGAUAGUCGAUGGUUGGUUCAGGUCCAAAAAGUGGCUUUAAUAAUCUGGUUUUGCUUCCAACCCAUCUGAUUUUUAGACUUUAGUCAGGAAUGUGGCACACUAGGACUACAGGACCAAUCGCUGGAGAUAGUUUUCCUUUAAGUUGAUGUUUGGUGUCACAGUUGCUAAUACUAGGGAUGAUGGGAUUGCCCUCAUUAUUUAAGAGACUCGAGCUGAACACAAGACAGUUUACUGCCUGACCUCGCAGCCGGAAUGACUUCCAAAAUGGUGUCAGCUGUGGUUGCGACAAAGCCUCUGUACCAGCGGUGUCACUGAAUGCACAUUUCCAGUUAAAUAACUCAUGCAGACGGACCAUGGAUGGAAACACACAGAGACUCCCAGAACUGAUGCACACAUCGAACAUCGAAGUCAACCAGCAGUUGAACUGUAUAGUGCCUGACAACCAGGGCCUCAUGUUUACACGAAGUAAAGGAAACUCUGAGGCCUGACACACCUCCUCCUUCAUUGUCUAACAACACUAUGCAACAUCUAGAGCUGGCAAACGCAGCUCUGACUGUUCAGAGUGGAGGACGGACACUUUGAAAAGACACUAAAAGACUCGAAUGAAGACAGCGACGUGGAGAACGGGAUGAAGAGCCGGACGGAGCUGUGAGACGUCUCCAGCCAUCUUCUUAAACUCGUGUCUCACAUCUCUGAAGUCCUGCUUUUAAUGUUUAUGUCAAACGGGAAUCACAAGUGCCAAAGAUAGACAGACUGUAGCCUGAUGCUAAUACAGUACACGCAUUCAUUUACAUUCCUCAUACUGUAGAGUCUACAUUAAGCCUUAAGUGACCUGAUCUUUGGAGUUCCUUUGGUAGCGCUUAAUAAUUUCCUGGAAGUUCUCUGGAAAGAAGUCCAUUUACACCACAAAGUACAUUUUCAUUUCAUUAUUACAAACGUUAUUCUCCAUUUAAUAGUUAAAUUGUUAACUAGCAUUUACUCAGUAAGUGUGUAAAGGUAACGACCCUUUCCGGGAAACUUCUAGAAAGUUAUGAACUCAAUUAAAGCGCCAUCGUUCUUUUAUGAAGUAUAUCUACAGAUUCAUGCAUGGUGACUUUAUUAUAAUGCUGCGUUUCAUUCAGUGUCAGAAGGUGGAAAUUGUUAAGCAACAGCCAAAUUUAUAUAAUCAGGAAACAUUGUUUUGUUUUACAAAAAGGUUUUUUUUGGCCACUUGGGGGCAGUGGAACAAACUGAAAAUUUGGACACAUUUUAGUAAACAAACACGGAGCAACAGUAGCAUUAAUCCAACGUGCUUUAGCUCCGAUUUUGGUCUCCACCAACCCCGUGAGGGGAAUAUCUGACCCUUUAGCUGCUAAAUGCUCCACUUUUCUCACCAGUUUGUCCCCAACUUUGUCGUCGUCUCGGCUUGGCGCUGAGCGUGGAGUGUACAUUGAGCUUUUAGACUUACACUGAUGGAAGUGUUGAGGCUGAACCAAAACAGUAAAUAUACCGAAAAACGGAAACUAGAAGCAAAAAGAUGCUAAAAAAAAACGUUCCACAGUGUAGAGUGGAUGAUAAUUGUUCUGCUGGUUUGUCACUACAAGCCACACCUUUAACAUCACACACAGUCAUUUGAUUUAUUGUUUUUGCUAAGCGUAUUUAGAGUAUGUAUUGGACUUACAUUCAUCAGAUGACCAGAAACACGACUGCGAAUGCUGGCGGUGUAACGAGUGACCCUUUACUUUGCGAGUUCUCCACAUAAACUUAAAAGACGAUAAUGUCAGUUUGUUUCUGCUGCCCUCAUGUGGCCAAAAUGUUAUUGCAGGUUUAAGAUAUUCAUCAGUGCAGCUCUAAUUCAAGUUUAACAAUUAUUUAAAAAGUUUGAAACGCCCCAUCUCGAUUGACACAGUGUUCGUCUCUCGAUUUCUGAUGUUCUCAUGUUUCUGGAACGCAGCAUCGAUAUUUUUCAGUGUCUUCCUCGUCGGUCUGUAAGUGAUCUGCAUGAUGAUGUUCUGUGCUAUAAAAGCGAGAUGAAACCGGUAGCUGACAGCAUGACAGCAGCUUGUUGCCAUUUAAACAUUACAGAUGAAAGCAUGAACCCUGCAAGCUGAAUGGUUGCCUUUUAAAGCCAUGGACGUUAUUGAUGCUAAACAGUGUGCCUGUCUACAAGUUUGUGUGUCAGAUACACAUGAAACUUCUCUACUGUUGUUAUUUAUGGAUAGUGGGACCUUAAAUGUGCUCUUCUUUUUAAUAUUCCUCUCUACCUCCCUGUGUUUCUACCUCCUGCUCCAGUGCAUGUUUAAUAUUUGCAGCUUCCCCCAAAAUUUAGCCAAGUAAAGAAAGUCUGAAAGGGCAAACAAGAUGUUUACGUCACUGUAAACUCUCCCUGCAGAGAUAUGAAGUUCAUCAGCAAAGAUGUUGAUUUGAAUGGAAAUGGUUUGCAUUCAAAAUACCCAAAAAUGUUGGUGUGGUUAUUGUUUCAGAUGGUUCUAGUGGGAACCAAGACAUACAGUACACAUAGAUUCAUUGGUAUAAAUGACCAUCAAACCUUCAGACCUGGGCUGCAGAGGUUGAACACACUGAUGCUUUUCUCUGUCUGGCUUUAAUCACUGUGUCUCAAUGGAAAUGCACUAUUUGCACAGACUGUUGUUUUCUUGUGGCGACCCUUAAAUGAUCUGCAGUACCACGUCAUGUGUCGUUUUUUGUUUAUGGAUGGAAUAAAUUAUGUAUUAAUAAGUCAUUAAAAAAAGAUCUGGUCUUCAGAGGGCUUUGUAACUUCACCUCA
Molecule: messenger RNA, 6303 nt
Organism: Larimichthys crocea (large yellow croaker)
Lineage: Eukaryota; Metazoa; Chordata; Actinopteri; Sciaenidae
Gene: pld1b
Product: phospholipase D1b
Exons: 25
Coding region: 1-3117 (1038 amino acids)
Biological process (GO): intracellular signal transduction; phosphatidic acid biosynthetic process; regulation of vesicle-mediated transport
Cellular component (GO): intracellular membrane-bounded organelle; plasma membrane region
Molecular function (GO): phosphatidylinositol binding; D-type glycerophospholipase activity
Source: RefSeq, a predicted model, not a curated record